CAAACUGAACAAUGGAAUAUUUCAACAUCAGCACCACAUGGAACGAAAGUUAUGAAGAAAUCUACAACAGCUUCAACUACUAUGAACACAACUAUUACCAGUACUGCACCAUUGGCUGCUUUACAGGCAAAGAUGCAUUAAUCUUAUAUGUUUCCACAAUAGUCGUUAUCUGCAUCAGCCUUCCUUUGACCCUACUGGCCAUCUACUCACUGUCUUCUCUGGUCAGAAAGGAUCACGGUGCUCCAGUCUACGUCAUCAACCUCCUCAUUUCUGAUCUGGUUCAGUUCCUCUGCAUGACUGUUUGGGUGAUUAAGAAGAGUAAAUUAGAGGAAAAAUUGAGGGAAACUUUGAUGAUCGUUUAUUAUUAUGGUCUGUUGUCCAGUGUUGGCUUCAUGGUGUGUAUCUCCCUAGAAAGGUAUUUGCUCAUCGUCUGGCCGCUGUGGUACAGAUUCAGAAGAAACAUCAAGACCUCUGUGGUGGUCUGUGUCCUAGUCUGGAUCCUUCCUCUUGUUUUUUUCCUCCCAUUGUAUUACAGUUUUGGUUUUGUGAUCACACAAACCAUCGUGGGUGUCUACAUCCUCCUCCCCCUCUCUCUGUUCAUCUUCUCCCUGGGUGGGACUCUUAAAGCCCUGUCUGGAUCCAUCAGUGUCUCCUCUGAUGAAAAACGAAGAAUUGUGGCAGUUUUGGUCGUAGUGCUGCUUAUUUACACAGUGAUGUUCAUGCCCACUGUCAUUUUUGUGUUUCUGGUAGAAAGCAGAGAUGGAACCAACUUUGAACUUUGGACUGCGUCCAACAUUUUUGUUCAGUUGAGUCCUCUUGCAGACUUGAUUUUGUACAUUUUCAUGAUGAAAGGAACCACAGACAAGAUUUUGGCCUCACUGUGUUGUUGUAGAAUGGAGCUUCAGGAAAUCAACUCUAUUGAUGAUUCUAAUUGCUCUUUUCUGAAGCAGAUAAAUUGGAUUAGUGAUCAGUAAAUAGUGUAUAAUAGUAUGAGGGGAUAAUAUGAUGUUGUAGCAAAUUUGUAUUAAGAAUUUCUUUAUAUAAGAUUGCAAGAGACAUUUGAUAUUUUCUUUUUAAUAUUU
Mugil cephalus (flathead mullet) is the source of this 1082-nucleotide messenger RNA. Its product is annotated as G-protein coupled receptor 4-like. The transcript is spliced from 4 exons. The coding region runs from base 12 to 974 and encodes 320 amino acids. The record is from RefSeq and is a predicted model, not a curated record. Gene Ontology annotation, molecular function: G protein-coupled receptor activity. Gene Ontology annotation, cellular component: membrane. Gene Ontology annotation, biological process: phospholipase C-activating G protein-coupled receptor signaling pathway; positive regulation of Rho protein signal transduction. Lineage: Eukaryota; Metazoa; Chordata; Actinopteri; Mugiliformes; Mugilidae.